AUGCAGGAUCAGGGCCCUGAUGCAGGUGAUCGGGGCCACCUCCCUCAGGAGGACUUGAAAAUGCCUAGCAGUACUGCCCAUGCCAACCAACAGGUUUCGACCCCCGGCAUGUCUAGUCGAACGAUUCGUCAGGAAACCCCACCCCUGUCCCUACUUCUCUCCCCUCCACUUACUUCACCAUUGAUACAACUGGACACGGAUUUCAGUCCCCUCCAGCAAUACAGCACAGCACAGCCCCCAGAUCCCCGUUUCACCAGUAGGAAUGGAUCAUACCCUGUAUAUGAUCCCAACCGAGGGGCAGAGCUCAGGAGUGCUGCAGACUGUGCCAACCCAUACCGGGAUAGAUCGGAAAGGGUUGAUCAUGUACGAGCACAAGAACGGGCUCGCAGCAGAAGUCCUUGCCGCCUGAACCAACUCGAUGACCUUACUCGAUCCCGAGAACUACCACAAACUCCAUUUAUGGAAUUCAAUCACUAUCCGCGGGAGAUGUAUGUCCCACCCGGAAUCAAUGACCUGAUGCCUCGUCUGCCUAGCUCCUCCCCGACACUAUCUCCGAGCAACAUCCAGCGUGGUCGUCGUGGUCAUGCUCUAGACCAUGCAGGGAACUCUACUGGACAGACUUACCCUCUUGAUAACCGCAAGUUGUAUGGAUACCACCACGACCAGGAGCAACAGGUGCAGGGGUGUGACCCAGCACCCGGCAGAGAAGGAGCGAACAACCAAGAGGAUGCCAAAAAUAUUGACGACAACGAGGAGGAUCACUUAUGUGAAUUUGCCGCUCCAUGUCGAAUGCAUCCCUCGCCCGAUGGAAUGCACUACCGAAAGGUUGUGUCACACGUGUUUGGCAGAAACAAGGCCGUCACCAAGCUGUUCCCACUCAGCGUCUGGGUCCAUUACUGCCGAAAGCACUACCAGCGUGCCCGAUACCGUGCAGACCAAUGGCCGUUUACGCAGUGUGAUCUCCUGUUAGAAUCCCUGAGCCGAAUGGAGAACUGGGAUGGAGUGGAGAGUUUCGAACUCAUCCUCCGCCGACGAGAGCAAAUGCGUGUCGGACGUGAAGCCGAAGGCGCACUCACCACCACCGAGACCUCCCGUCAAAAGGAGACUACUCCCUCGGCCGCCAGCCAGGCCCAAGACCAAGACAAGUCUUCAGACAUCGUUCCUCGAGGUCCAAGCCGUAAGCAUCCAACUGCCAUCAUCGCCCCGGUCCCGGACUGGCUUCGCCAACACAUCGGUCACGGCAAGUCAUUUGAAGAGAUCCGCCAGAUCAUCGAACUUGUCCGUGACCACAUGGUCCGGCUACGGAACCAGGAAAGAGUCCAACAACAGCUCCGUCACCUUCCCAAGUCACCGAGCGCACCAGGUACCCCUCGUCGGGGUGCGCUUUCUCACGUCCGAAAAGGACGGGUGACUAAGUCUACCAACCGGGACCCUCUACGCGUGCGUGCCAGCACUGUGCGCUUCCCCGACGUUGAAAUCCUCCCCCAUUUCAAGCCAUGGGUUAAGGAGGCUGCUCUACGGCAGCGAUCUGCCACUCACUUCCCCAUGAACGAAAGGGACAGUAAUCAGUCAGAGCAGAGAAUUUCUGGAGGGGGACACAUCAUUGGAGAAGUCCAGGAUACCUGUGACACCAAUGCUCGGACUGAAUCGACGCAGCCGACAAAUGGUGCUUUGGCGACUAACAACAACACAACCCCGCGCAACGAUGAACCAAACUCAGAGCCCAUUGAGAUGACUGGAGCCAAUCUCUCACUGAUGCAACCUCACAUCGGCAGGGCUGGGACAAACCGAGGUCAAUCUGAGAGCCAGCGACGACGCAGUGAACGGGUCUACAUCAAGGCCAUAGACCGUGUCCCUGGACAGGGUCCUGUCAAGAAACCCGGCAAGGAUGGAGAUAAAUAA
Penicillium verrucosum is the source of this 1902-nucleotide messenger RNA. RefSeq names its product putative pathogenicity factor. The transcript is spliced from 3 exons. Lineage: Eukaryota; Fungi; Ascomycota; Eurotiomycetes; Eurotiales; Aspergillaceae. The coding region runs from base 1 to 1902 and encodes 633 amino acids. The record is from RefSeq and is a predicted model, not a curated record.